AUGGAUUUUCUCAAAGAGUUUGUACCGGGUAUUGUAGAUGACGAUUCGCAUUCAGAUCAGGUGGAGUCAUAUAUGUUUGCAUCCUCACCAAAAUAUGUUAAAGUUGCACUAAGAGAUUAUCAGAUUGAGGGUCUUAAUUGGUUAAUUAAGAUGCACGAAAACAAUAUAAACUGCAUUUUGGCAGAUGAAAUGGGGUUAGGCAAGACCCUGCAAAGUGGUCUUGGAAUCAAUUUGUAUACCGCCGAUACUGUUGUCAUAUUUGAUUCAGAUUGGAAUCCUUAUGCUGAUUUACAGGCUCAAGAUAGAGCUCAUAGAAUUGGGCAGAGGAAACAGGUUCAGUCAAAUGAAAAAAUCAAACAGAAUAAUAUAUCCAACGCUGAAUUGAUGCAAAUUUUGGCUUCAGGAAUUGAUACGGUUGAUAGGCAAUCAGAAAUAGAUAGUCUGAGUCUUGAGGAUCUUUUGAAGGUUGGGGAGGAGAAGACGAAGGAAAUGAAUAGAAAGAUAGAAAGCUAUAGAAUUAGUGAUGGUGAAUCGGGAAAGAUCAAUAUGUAUCAAUGGGAAGGCGAAAAUUAUUUGAAAAAGAAACUACAGGAGUUUGUUGCAGAAAAUCCUGUCACAGAAGAAGAGCCAAUCAAGAGAAUAUCUUUUUUUGCAAAUACAAAAUUCAAGCCACUUAAUUUUCCAGAGUAUCAAUUCUACCCAUUAGAAUUUUUUACCUUGCAAGACAAAGAGGAAGAACUUUUCAACAGAGAUGAGGCUCUUUCUCAAGAAGAUAAGAAGCGAAAAGAAAUCUUAUUAAAGGAAGGAUUUGAUUGGACGAAGAAAGAUUAUAAAUCGUUUUUGACUGCUCUGGAGAAUUAUGGUGAAAAUUUGAUGGAAAUUGAAAAGGCCUUACCUAUGAAAACAGAUGUUGCCAGGUACUACAAAAUCCAGAGCAGAUGGUGGAGUAUUGUGGGCUCUUAUACAAUGAGUGAAUACAAUAUAAGCAAGAACUCUUCUGUGUAA
This is a messenger RNA of Medioppia subpectinata, 1005 nucleotides long. NCBI's taxonomy places the organism in Eukaryota, Metazoa, Arthropoda, Arachnida, Sarcoptiformes, Oppiidae. The record is from the annotation of a GenBank genome assembly.